Molecule: messenger RNA, 728 nt
Organism: Frankliniella occidentalis (western flower thrips)
Lineage: Eukaryota; Metazoa; Arthropoda; Insecta; Thysanoptera; Thripidae
Exons: 4
Coding region: 83-625 (180 amino acids)
Source: RefSeq, a predicted model, not a curated record
GGCGCAAAUGGCCGCGGCUAUAAAACGCUAACCCCCGAGUCCACAGUGGUUCAGUUUGUCCGGCCACGACAUCACUGCCGCCAUGGAGAGCCUGUCGCACCCCGCCGUCGCCGUGCCGCUCCUGGCGCUCCUGUCGCUGGCCCUCCUGACCCCGGGGACGAGCGCCUGCAAUGGCUUCCGACUGGCGGUGAAGAAGGCCGACACCAAGUGCGCCGACGGCUCGCCCAGCGUCCUCACGAUGCGGGACUUUAGCGUGAUGCUCACCCCCGACUGCAAGUUCGUACCCAAGGGGUGCGUCAAGGCCAACAAGAAGUUCGCGCAGGCCGAGGUGUCCUACGUGAUCAAGUCGUCGACCGGCGUGCCCCUCGCCGAGGGUACGAAGAACGCGUGCGAGGCCAUGGAGGAGGCUUCCAAGAACCGGGAUGCCAUCAUGAUGAUGGACAUGUUCCAGCUGCCCAAGAAGUGCCCCGUCGAGGAGGGUGAGAAAUGCGCGGACGGCAAGACGGUCGACAUUUCGCAGUGGAAGGACAAGCUGACACCCGGUGGCAUCAAGGCAGAGGUGAAGAUCAAGCACGAAGGGGACAUGGUGUCCUGCCUCAACUUCGAAGGAGCGCUUAAAAAGUGAGCGCGCGGCAAACACGGUCCGAACAAUCCGUCAAUAUUCGAAUUGAAAUAACGCAGUACCAAUGAUGUUUUCCCUAGAGUAUUAAAGACAAUUCUAACAAUAA